AUGACCGUUUAGGAUUAAACAUGAAUACCUCAUCAAAAUUACGAUCAGCAAGCACCUUAGUAAAUUUGAUAUCAUGUAAACGGGCCCAAUAAUUUUUCCACUAAUAGGUUGUGUAAACUUCCGAGAAAUAAUGAAGACCAUAUUCAGAGGUUCCCGAUUUCUUGAAUUUGGCAGCAAUUCAAAGGUUAACCUGUGUAGUUUCCGCGCGCGUGUAAUGGACGCAGCAGCAGCAGCAGCUAGGGUUUCCAGUGGUGGCGGCGGUGCGGUUCGCUUUCCGUUAUCUGCAUCCACCUCUCUGGUCAUUCAGAAAGGGGACAUCACCAAAUGGUUCAUCGAUGGUUCCACUGACGCAAUAGUAAAUCCUGCAAACGAGAGAAUGCUCGGUGGUGGUGGUGCCGAUGGAGCUAUACAUAGGGCUGCAGGCCCGGAACUUGUUGAAGCAUGCUGCAAUGUCCCUGAAGUCAGACCCGGAGUUCGGUGCCCAACAGGGGAAGCAAGGAUCACACCAGGUUUUAUGCUACUUGCUUCUAAUGUUAUUCACACUGUUGGUCCAAUCUACAGUGCUGACAGUAAUCCUGCUGCCUCUCUAGCAAGUGCUUACAGGAAUACUAUGAGGGUUGCAAGAGAAAACAACAUUCAGUAUAUAGCAUUCCCAGCUAUAUCAUGUGGUGUCUAUGGAUACCCUUAUGAUGAAGCUGCUACUGUGGCAAUUUCUACCAUCAAAGAGUUCCGAAAUGAUUUUCAAGAGGAAAUCCAGAUGACGACACCCAAGGAGGGAAUUAGAAUAGUAGAUAGUUCAGAAGUAAAUAUAGUAAAUGAUGUUUUUGGCGAGUAUCAGAUAUUUACUUCCUUUAGAAUUCUUGUACAUGAUAGUGAGGUGCCUAGUGAAGUAAUGAUGAUGGAAUUGGAGCUAGCCUUUAGUAUCCCUUUUGAUUUGUCUGUAUAUAGAAUCUAUCACACCCUCUGUAUUUAUAUCUUUUCUGGUGUUGAGAGAACCUCUGCAACAAUAACGUAUCUUGUUACGUACCAUGACCACGAUCAGUCUAGAGUACCAUCGUGAUGGACGAUCGAGCAUAUUACAGGUGUUCAGGUCACUGCAGACCCGGGCAAUCAGUAUCUUGGCUCGGAUGACGAGUUGACUGCUGAAGACCUAGCGAUGAUAGAAGAUUAGCACGAGGAUGACUAGUGCCACUUGGUUAAAAAGUGGUUAGGCUGCUCAUUAGGACCAUUAUUAUUUUGAGUACUUGUAAAUGUAAAUGAAUGAUCUUAAUGUAUUUUGAUAACUUUAUGUGUAUUUGAAAUACAAAUAUAUGUUGUACAUUAUGAAGCAAAUUAUGACUACAAUAUUUGAUGU
Abrus precatorius (Indian licorice) is the source of this 1354-nucleotide messenger RNA. Its product is annotated as macro domain-containing protein VPA0103-like. The record is from RefSeq and is a predicted model, not a curated record. Bases 131 to 1060 code for a protein of 309 amino acids. NCBI's taxonomy places the organism in Eukaryota, Viridiplantae, Streptophyta, Magnoliopsida, Fabales, Fabaceae. The transcript is spliced from 7 exons.